Molecule: messenger RNA, 471 nt
Organism: Trichobilharzia regenti
Lineage: Eukaryota; Metazoa; Platyhelminthes; Trematoda; Strigeidida; Schistosomatidae
Source: the annotation of a GenBank genome assembly
AUGAGUACUUUAUCAAAAGCUGAAAUAGAAGAUAUCCGUGAAGUUUUCGACUUGUUCGACUUUUGGGAUGGUCGUGAUGGUAUGAUUGAUGCAGUGAAAGUUGGUGAUUUACUUCGAUGCAGUGGAAUCAAUCCAACAAUUGCUUUAACAGUCAAACAUGGUGCCACCUUGAAACAAGGAGAGAAACAAUACAAAUUCGAUGAAUUCCUUCCUUGCUAUGAAGCUAUUCUUAAAGAGAAAGAAACAGGUACAUAUGCUGAUUAUAUGGAAGCCUUCAAAACAUUUGAUCGUGAAGGUCAAGGUUUUAUUUCAGCUGCAGAAAUGAGACAUGUUUUAACAGGUUAUGGUGAACGUCUUGAAGAUGAACAAGUCGACUUGAUAGUGAAAUUGAUUGAUUUACGUGAAGAUCUUGAUGGAAAUAUCAAAUAUGAAGAAUUAAUCAAGAAAGUUUUGGCGGGUCAUUCCAAAUAA